UCGCGCAUUCCUCCCUUACUUACCUCUCUUUCUCUCCCCGACUGUCUUGCUGUCUGUUCAAACUUUUCUUCCUGUAACUUCAGGCACGCUGCGGGGAGUUGGUUGGACAUAGUCGUAAAGGAGGCGGGGAGUGAACUUUUAGCUGCUGUUGGCUACAUUUGUUUUUUAUAUAUAUAUAUAUUUUGUUUGUUAGAGAUGGGGUGGGGAAACAUUUACAGGAGACGUGCGAAAGUAUUUACUUUGGCCUUGAUAAUUUACAUUGAUUAUAAGGCUUUACAGAAAAGAGAGAAAUUCAUGAAGAAACCGAAAAGUGAUGCAUUGUGGAAGAAGGCCCAUGAGCGGAAUGCUAAGCGUGUUUUUAAUUUGAUGGUAGAGUUGGAAGGUUUGUGGGUGAAACUUGGACAGUAUUUGUCCUCACGUGCUGAUGUGCUUCCUUCUGCUUUCAUUUCAAUUCUCAAGCAGUUGCAGGACUCUCUCCCUCCUCGUCCGUUUGAAGAGGUUUGUCACACUAUCGAGAAAGAACUAGGGAAAUCCACGAAGGAGCUUUUCUUGGAUUUUGACAAAAAUCCUCUGGCAACAGCAUCGAUUGCACAAGUCCAUCAUGCGACAUUAAUUGAUGGGCAGAAGGUGGUUGUUAAAGUUCAACAUGAAGACAUCAAGAAAAUCAUAUUGGAGGAUUUAAAGGAUGCAAAAUCCAUUGUUGACUGGAUAGCAUGGGCAGAACCGCAGUAUAACUUCAGCCCUAUGAUCGAUGAAUGGUGCAAAGAAGCUCCAAAAGAACUCGACUUCAACCACGAAGCAGAGAAUACCAGAACCGUGUCUCAAAAUCUUGGCUGCACAAGCAAAUAUGAUAGCAACAAGCCCAUCAAUCAAGUGGAUGUUUUGAUUCCAGAGGUUAUUCAGUCGACAGAAAAAGUUCUGAUUUUGGAAUAUAUGGAUGGAAUUCGCUUGAAUGACUUUGAAUCCCUAGAAGCUUGUGGUGCUAACAACCAAAAGAUUGUUGAAGAAAUCACACGGGCCUUUGCCCAUCAAAUAUAUGUUGAUGGGUUUUUUAAUGGUGACCCUCAUCCUGCUAUGGAUUUUAUCAGUGUCUUCUUCCGCACGUCAACAUCUGCAAGUGAAGCUGCUGAAUAUGCCAAAUCUUUGGGAGAGCAAAGAGCAAGAAACAUGAAGGUGCUACAGGACAGGAUGAAUCUAGAGCAAGUUAAAUGAUUUAAUCCGAUUGAAGCAUUCCCUGGGGAUAUGGUAAUAUUUUCACGGGUUAUUGGUCUUCUGAGAGGACUUUCUACCACAUUGGAUGCUCGCAUAGUAUAUCAUGAUAUCAUGAGACCAUUUGCCGAAUCUGUUCUGCAAGAGAAGAUUGCUAAGGGGCCAUCAGAAAAUGCUCAGUGGAUCAAUGACACACCAGUUCAUUCUGAUGUGGAGGCAAAGCUGAGGCAGAUUUUAGUUGAGUUAGGGAAUGAUGACAAAAUACUUGGAAUCCAGCAUUGGCUUGUUGACAAUGGAAAACUGAACCUCAAUGAAAAUAUUGCUAAUAUUUGGCCAGAGUUUGGAUCAAACGGAAAGAAUCUCAUCAAGGUCCACCAUGUUCUUAAUCAUACAUCUGGUUUGCAAAAUGCUCUGGCCAACCUCAGAGAAGAAAAUCCUUUGCUAAUGGCUGACUGGGAUGAAUGUCUGAAACGGAUUGCUAUGUCAGCACCCGAGACUGAACCUGGCCAAGAGCAGUUGUAUCACUAUCUGUCUUUUGGCUGGCUUUGUGGUGGAAUAAUCGAGCAUGCCUCUGGGAAGAAAUUUCAGGAGAUCCUUGAAGAAGCAAUAAUUCGACCUCUCAACAUUGAAGGCGAGCUAUAUGUUGGAAUUCCUCCAGGUGUGGAAUCUCGACUUGCAUGUCUGACAUUAGAUAAAGAUGAUUUUAGCAAGCUCUCAAAAAUUGCUAGUCGUCCUGAACUUCCCUCCACCUUCCAGCCAGAGAACAUUUCCCAACUAGUAACUGCAGUGCCUGCUUUGUUUAACAUGCUGAACGUUCGUCGCGCCAUUAUACCAGGUGCUAAUGGACAUUGCUCAGCUCGUGCUCUUGCACGCUACUAUGCAGCUCUUGUUGAUGGAGGCCUGGUCCCGCCACCUCAUUCCUCUUUGUCGAAGCCACCCCUUGGUACCCACCCACACAUUCCCAAAUUUCCUUCAGAGAUUACCUCCAAAAAGCAGAAAGGUAAGAAGAGUAAGGCAGAGGGUUCUGCUUCAAAGAAGAAAGGAAAUGGUUAUGAGCUCAAGAUGAAUCACAGUAAAGAUUUCAAGGAUGGUGGAGAAAGUAACAGUGAUGGGUAUACCAGGCUUGCUAAUGAUAGCGCUGGUGGCAGCAGCAGUGAUUCUAGUCCACCCAAAGGCUUUGCAGCCAGCAAAAACUCUCGCCAAAAUAAUGCCAUCAGGAUUUUUAAUAACCCCAGAAUUCAUGAUGAGUUCAUGGGCGUGGGUGAGUACAGGAAUCUAGUACUGCCAAAUGGGAAAUUCGGACUAGGUUUUAGGAGAUUUAGUUCAAGUGAUGGAUCCUUUUAUGGAUUUGGGCACUCGGGUAUGGGUGGAUCCACAGGUUUUUGUGAUAUUAAAAGCAGGUUCGCAAUUGCAGUUACCUUGAACAAAAUGUCACUCGGGACUGCAACUAGAAGAAUUAUUCAGUUUGUUUGUUCAGAGCUAAAUGUUCCGCUACCAGACGAGUUCUCAGUUCUUAGUGAAACCGCACCCGACGAAGAGUUAAGCAUAGCGAGACCUCUGAUUAACUGAAGACAAGGACUCUUCUCAUUGUCAACAUGUACUGUGCUAUCCAUGAUAACCUCAGCCCAAAAAUACAUAAAUUAUUUAUACUGAAUACAAUCGUGUCAAUAGGAAAUUGUAAAACAUUUACAGCUAUCAUUUAUAAGGUUAUACGAGGAGUUUUAUAAAC
Molecule: messenger RNA, 2938 nt
Organism: Populus euphratica (Euphrates poplar)
Lineage: Eukaryota; Viridiplantae; Streptophyta; Magnoliopsida; Malpighiales; Salicaceae
Cellular component (GO): endoplasmic reticulum; Golgi apparatus
Source: RefSeq, a predicted model, not a curated record